Apiotrichum porosum is the source of this 1908-nucleotide messenger RNA. RefSeq lists its product as uncharacterized. The record is from RefSeq and is a predicted model, not a curated record. Bases 1 to 1908 code for a protein of 635 amino acids. The transcript is spliced from 2 exons. Gene Ontology annotation, biological process: transmembrane transport. NCBI's taxonomy places the organism in Eukaryota, Fungi, Basidiomycota, Tremellomycetes, Trichosporonales, Trichosporonaceae. Gene Ontology annotation, molecular function: transmembrane transporter activity.
AUGUCGCGCCCGUCGUCGGAGCGCACGCUCGCCGAGCAAGACCACGCUCUUGCCGCCACCAACAACAUGGCGAAAACCUCCUCCACCCCGCCAAAAUCUGACGCGGUGGCUGACGGCGAUCCCGCCGUCGAUCUGCCUACAAAAGACCACAGACGCGAGGCCACCAAUGCAUCCUCCAGCGACCGGGACACCGGUGGCGACGACGAGAAGCAUGUGACUGUGCAGUCCGUCUGCCCAGAGGACAUUGAGGCCAACAGGCCAAAGGACAUCUACGACCGGUUCAGCCCUGCCCGCAAGAACUGGAUCGUUGCCAUUGUCGCAUAUUCUGCAUUCAUUGGACCUAUUGCCUCGUCUGCAUUCCUGCCAUCGAUUUCGGUCAUGUCCGAAGACCUGCACACCUCCGAGUCGAUGAUCAACUACACCGUCGCCAUCUUCACUGCGACCGUCGGUGUCGCACCCCUUAUCUGGUCGCCACUCUCUGGAUUCUAUGGUCGCAAGCCGGUCUACUUGGCCUCGAUGCCCAUCAUGACUGUGGCGUCGAUCGGUGUGGCACAGUCCAAGACCAUCGGCGCCAUUAUCGGCACACGAAUUCUGCAAGCCAUUGGCUCGUCUGCCGUCCUCUCCGUCGGCGCCGGCACCGUUGGUGACAUUUACAGGCCGACCGAGAGGGCCAACGCAAUGGCAUGGUUCUACUCGGGUGUCCUCCUCGGCCCCGCCUUGUCGCCCGUUCUCGCAGGUGUGUUUACACAAUACACGCCCGAGACGUGGAAGGCGACCCAAUACUUUCUCUGUGGCGCCUCUGCCCUCGCCGUCUUCCUCACGGCCAUGUUCCUGCCAGAGACAAGUCACCCGCCUACUCCUCACGAGGUGGCACAAAAGGAGACGGGCAAGCGCUUUGUGCCAUACUUUUUUAACCCACUCAUCUCCCUCAAGCUCAUGCGCUACCCGAACGUGGUCACCACGACCAUCGCCUCUUCGUUUGUCAUGCUCCAGCUCUACUGCGUCAUGGUCCCCCUCGCCGUCAUCUUCAAGGACCGCUACAACAUUCACAACGUGGCCCUCUCGGGAUGCCUGUAUAUCGCCCCGGGACUGGGUACGCUCAUUGGUAGUCGUUUCGUUGGUCCAUACGCCGACCGUGUUGUGCGCAAGUGGAUCGAGAAGCGCGGCUACCGUCGUCCCGAGGACCGUCUGCGUGCCGCUCUGUUCGGUGCAGGCGUCAUCGGACCCGUGUCGUGUUUGGUAUACGGCUGGCUCCUCCAGGCGAACAAGGGCGGCCUUUGGCCACCACUCGUCAUGCUCGCCAUCAACGGUAUCGGCAGUCAGCUCACCCUCACCCCGGUCAACACGUAUCUCGUCGACUCCAACCAGAAGAAGAGCGCAAUGGCCAUCUCGGUCAACAACUUUUGGCGAUACCUGUUUGCUGCGGCUUCAUCAGCCUUUGUCCUGCCCAUGAUUGACGCCAUUGGCCUUGGCUGGACAAUGACCGUGGCCGCUGCGGCCCAGUGGAUCGGCUUCGCUGCCAUUUUCAUCACCAUGGUGUAUGGCGAAAAGUGGCGCCAAAGCGUCAACAAGAGCCACGAGACCGCUGAGGACAAGGCCGAGGAGGCGGUGGACGGUGGCCGUACGGCAGGUGGCGAGACGGAGGAGGAUGUGGCAGUCCAAGUGGAAGAGGAGAAGGCCCGUCGCUCAUCCGCCGCGUCCCACGACCAUGGAGAGGGAGAGCACGGUGAGCCGUCUCACCUCCCCGGAUUCUCCAACCUCAACCGCAAGUCGACCCGCACAAACCAGGGCGGCAGGCUGGGCCGCAAAAAGUCGCGCCAGGGCAGUUCGAGUACGCUGCCAACGGUCGACAAUUUGCUCGAGCGCACAGUCAGCCUGUCUGGUGCGAGCGUGCAUGGUGGUGCGUAG